UCAAUUGCUUAUCUUCUGUUUUUUUGCCUUCAACCUUCUCUUGAGCGCUUUACCUAAACAAUAUCAAAAAAUGAAAACACCAACCAUCUUAAACAACUUUCUCUUGCGCCAAGCUCCGGCGGCAGUGGCUCCUUUGCCCAAAGUAACCCGAUUCGACCGAGAAGUCACGGCCGAACUCGACACCCUUGGUGGUGCAAUUGGGUUGACACAAUGGCUUGAUGCUGCCAUCGCCACCCAAAAAAUUGCAUUGGAUUCCCUAGUCAAAAUUUCUUAUAGAGAUGAUUCUGAUCAUGGAGUUGUUGAUAAGUACCUAGAAGACAACGUGGAGAUUCUUGAUGUAUGCAAUUACUUUGUAGAAAUAAUUGAGAAUAUCGAUAACUAUGUAGACACGUUAAAAAUUGUUGUACAUCUAGUUGAUAGUAACUGUAGUCCAAAGCCUAAUAAAGUUGCAGCAAAACGUGCUUUGGAACAUUUGAAUUCAACGUCAUGUCAAAUUGUAGAAAAGAGAUCAAGCAAAGCAUUGAAAAAUUUGUUAAGGCAAAAGCUAUGCCAUCAGGAAACAGAUAUGAGUGAGAUUAUGUGUGGUUCUAAGGCUGUGACAUUGAUGUGUUUAAGGUUUCUUGAACUUGGUUUGUCAUUUGAUUCGAAAAGUGUAAUGUUGCCAAAAAUGAAACUUUCUCAGCCUACAAGCUCUUCAUGGUUGAGAUUGUUGAAUGAAUUGGCAAAACAAGUAGAAGCAAGUGUUGAUGAGAAGAUACCACAGGAAAAUAGAUCAUCUUUGUUGCAGCAGACAGUGGAUGCAGCUAGAGAAUUGAAGCAACAGAUGAAGAGGGAAAAGGAGAUGAAAUGUUGUGUUGAGAGAUUGAAGAAAAAGUGCAAGGAAUUGGAGGAUGUUGUUGAUGUUAUAGAUGAAAGAGUAAAAGAUUUGUAUAAAUGUUUGAUUGAUGUUAGGAUGAGUCUUCUUGGAAUUCUUUCACAGCACUAAAUUCUUUAGAUCUAUCUGAUUCAUUAGAAUAGGUAGCUAGGAAGUUUGGUUUAUUAGCUAGGAUUUAGGAUAAUCACUACAUAAAUGAUUCAAAAAGAAAGUGUUUAAUUGAUGUGUAGAU
Lathyrus oleraceus (garden pea) is the source of this 1106-nucleotide messenger RNA. RefSeq lists its product as uncharacterized. The transcript has 2 exons. Bases 71 to 985 code for a protein of 304 amino acids. The record is from RefSeq and is a predicted model, not a curated record. Gene Ontology annotation, biological process: shoot system development; root development. Lineage: Eukaryota; Viridiplantae; Streptophyta; Magnoliopsida; Fabales; Fabaceae.